AUGUCCGCUGAACAUGGAGCUGGUGAGCAUCCGACUACAGUUAUUGAAGCAUCACAAAUAUUUACACGACGACCAGUAGAGCAGACUCAAGUCAGCAACAUUUAUAGAGAGCGAGCCAAGGAGUACAUAGAAUUGCACGAUCAAGUUCAGACGAGUGUUUCCUUGCUUGAUAACUUGGAGUCGUUUUUGUCCACUUUCCAGAAGGACCUUGCAGCAGUAGCUGGACAGAUCUCUGAACUUCAGGAUAGGAGUAAAGAUAUUGACAGCAGACUGAAAACAAGAAAGAGGAUCGAACGGCCAUUAUCAAGUCUCCUGUCAGAGAUCACCAUACCGCCUUCACUGGCUUCAACUAUCCUGGAUACAAAUGUCGGCGAACCAUGGAUAGAUGCCAUAUUUGACUUCGAGAGGAGGAUGACCACGACAAAGGCACGGUCCAGAGUCAAGGCUGCCCGCGAUUUAGGUGAAGUUGUUGAAGGAUUGCGAAUUGUGGCUGCCACAAAACUGCGAGCCUUCUUUCAAGCACUGUUUCUCCCAAUUCGAAGUAGUGUCACCACCAAUAUGCAAGUUAUACAAACAUCCGUACUCCUGAAAUAUAAUUCUUUGUUUGGUUUCCUCCAACGUCAAGCACCCGCUGUUGCGACAGAACUCCAGCGAGCGUAUGUUGGUGCUGCCCGUCUAUACUACGAAACUGGUUUCCGGCGGUAUGCCAGAACUUUGGGUGUCAUCAAGACCCGCACCAUAGAAAAAUUCGAACCACUGGUGAACAUUCAUUCAGAACCCAACAUCGACCUCACGCGACUUCAGCAUGCUAAAAUCGAUGGCCCUGGAGUCACACUCGCAUACAUGGCAGACGACAAAUCUUAUAAAGAAAGCGUAGAAUCCCUUCUACGAUCACUGCUUCUAGUUUUCAUGGACAAUGCUACUGCAGAAUAUUCAUUCGUUUCCACUUUCUUUUCCAGCCAAAAGACACUACCUCCCACUGAGGAAGCACCGCCAGCUACAGCUGCUUCGAUUUUGUCGCCUGAUGGAGGAACGUUUACUGAAUUGCAGUCUCCUUCUGACUCCGAGUUCGGAACCCCACGCCCAAUGUCUAGCACUACACCUGGACUUGGGGGUUUUGUAUCCUUUGUUGCCAAAUCAAAAGAAGAGCAAGCGGCAAUUGAUACAAUAUGGAAGCAGGUCAUGGACCCAGUCAUGGAAUAUUGCACUGCUUUCGUGAAAUCAACACUCGAUCCCACUCCUCCUGCAAUUCCUCUCCUUACUAUGAUCCGCCUUGCAGAAGAUGUUGUCGCCGAAAUUCAAAAACGACAUUGCCCCCCGGCUGAGGUAUACGUGUUCGGUUUAACUCUUCAAAUGUGGCCAGUCUUCCAGAAAGGAAUGACGGAGCAUAUCGACAGCUUGAAGAAAUUAGCCGAUGGGUCUGGUUCUGGGUAUUUCACUCGAACGUCAACGACGACCACCGAUGCAAAGGUUGAAAAUAUUUGCGGGCAAUACGUUGUUUUCUUUAAUUCGUUCGUAUUUUUGACAGACAACGAAUCUGAGAACAUGAUAUUUUCGAACCUCCUUCGACUGCGACAGGAAAUCGCUAAACUCAUCAUCCGGCACACCACUCAGAUGAGUGAUACCCUGUCGCGCGCUAAAGAGCAAGCCAAGUACUAUGGGAUUUUGCUUCAGGGGCUAAGUAAGGGCACACAUCACACAGCUCACCUCAAGCUGCAACAAGAGAUCGCCCAUUGGGCUUAUUUGGAGGAAGAAACGAAAAGAAAAAUCGUAUCAGCUGGGCAGUCUAGACAAGGACGUUGA
Molecule: messenger RNA, 1803 nt
Organism: Psilocybe cubensis
Lineage: Eukaryota; Fungi; Basidiomycota; Agaricomycetes; Agaricales; Agrocybaceae
Exons: 11
Coding region: 1-1803 (600 amino acids)
Biological process (GO): Golgi to vacuole transport; retrograde transport, endosome to Golgi; endocytic recycling
Cellular component (GO): GARP complex
Molecular function (GO): syntaxin binding
Source: RefSeq, a predicted model, not a curated record